Arabidopsis thaliana (thale cress) is the source of this 5157-nucleotide messenger RNA. RefSeq names its product pleiotropic drug resistance 2 (gene ABCG30). Gene Ontology annotation, molecular function: ATP binding; ATP hydrolysis activity; ABC-type transporter activity. Lineage: Eukaryota; Viridiplantae; Streptophyta; Magnoliopsida; Brassicales; Brassicaceae. Gene Ontology annotation, cellular component: membrane; plasma membrane. The record is from RefSeq and is marked reviewed. The coding region runs from base 542 to 4516 and encodes 1324 amino acids. The transcript has 23 exons.
CCACUUCUCAUAUUGUAAACGCGUUUGCAAGCUAAGGUUUUUUGAUUAAACAAAACCUUAUCUCAUUAAAUUCUGACAACGAAUCAAAUAUUCAAUCUUCGUGCUGAUGUUGAAGAUAAUAUCACGUCUCUCUCACUGCAGAUUCGAUCUCAGGGAAAUAUAAUACUUUUACAGAGUUACGUGGUCAAAGUGUUCGACGAAAUGCCUCACAGAAAGCCAAUAAGUUGCGUUCAAGUAUGAAUACUCUUGCAGAUAGUGGGAUCAUUGUCAAUAAGCUGAUUUUCGAAAAGAUUUCGUCUUGAUAACAUUUUGUCAACGCUUACCAGAUUUGUAUUAGUUUAUUCGAUCUUUUUCUCCCGGAUUCUAUGGAUAUGAUCACGUGAAGCAUGGGAGAUGAUAAUGUAUGCGUAAUGUUUGUUAAAGUUAUUAUAAUUACAAACAUUCUUCCUUCAAUAGUUCUUCAUUCAUUUGACGUUUGCUUCUUCUUGUUCUUGUUAAGUUUGUUUUUUGUUGUUGAGUUCCGUUGGCAUUUUAACUGAAAAUGAUCCAAACAGGUGAAGAAGAUGAAGAAAAGGCAACGUCCCUUGAAGUUGAGUUUGCUUCUGGAAAUGGUGUUGAUGAUGAGGAAGAGCUUCGGUUGCAGUGGGCAACAGUUGAGAGAUUACCAACUUUUAAAAGGGUUACUACUGCUUUGUUGGCAAGAGAUGAAGUGUCAGGGAAAGGGCGAGUCAUUGAUGUUACUAGACUUGAGGGUGCUGAGAGACGCUUGUUGAUUGAAAUGCUCGUUAAACAAAUCGAGGAUGAUAAUCUCCGUUUACUCAGAAAAAUAAGGAAGAGAAUUGACAAAGUUGGUAUAGAGUUGCCAACGGUGGAAGUGAGGUUCAAUAACCUUUCUGUUGAGGCGGAAUGCCAAGUAAUUCAUGGAAAGCCUAUCCCAACUCUUUGGAAUACUAUCAAGGGCUUACUAUCUGAGUUCAUUUGUUCUAAGAAAGAAACCAAGAUAGGCAUCUUGAAAGGAGUGAGUGGAAUCGUAAGGCCUGGAAGAAUGACGUUGUUGCUCGGUCCUCCUGGUUGCGGUAAAACUACUCUGUUACAAGCACUUUCUGGAAAAUUUUCCGAUUCUGUAAAGGUUGGAGGAGAAGUAUGUUACAAUGGUUGCUCACUCUCAGAGUUUAUUCCGGAGAAAACGUCGAGUUAUAUAAGUCAAAACGAUCUGCAUAUUCCUGAGCUGAGUGUAAGAGAGACACUUGACUUCUCUGCGUGUUGUCAGGGCAUCGGAAGCCGUAUGGAAAUUAUGAAAGAGAUCAGUAGAAUGGAAAAACUCCAAGAAAUCAUUCCAGAUCCUGCUGUAGAUGCUUACAUGAAGGCAACAUCUGUUGAAGGUUUGAAAAACAAUUUGCAAACUGACUAUAUCCUAAAGAUCCUGGGACUCGAUAUCUGUGCAGAUACAAGAGUUGGAGAUGCCACGAGACCUGGAAUAUCUGGUGGCGAGAAGAGGAGGUUGACAACAGGGGAACUCGUUGUGGGUCCAGCUACCACCCUCUUUAUGGAUGAAAUAUCCAAUGGUUUAGACAGCUCAACUACGUUCCAAAUAGUGUCAUGUCUCCAACAGUUGGCACAUAUAGCUGAAGCCACCAUACUGAUUUCACUUCUUCAGCCUGCACCAGAAACGUUUGAGCUUUUUGACGAUGUGAUUCUUAUGGGGGAAGGAAAGAUAAUUUACCAUGCUCCACGCGCUGAUAUCUGCAGAUUCUUUGAAGAGUUUGGAUUUAAGUGUCCAGAGAGAAAAGGCGUUGCUGACUUUCUCCAAGAGAUUAUGUCGAAAAAGGACCAAGAACAAUAUUGGUGCCACAGAGACAAGCCCUACAGUUAUAUAUCUGUUGAUUCCUUCAUUAAUAAGUUUAAAGAAUCAAAUCUUGGGUUGCUGCUAAAGGAAGAACUGUCAAAGCCGUUUAAUAAGUCCCAGACUCGCAAGGAUGGUUUAUGUUAUAAAAAAUAUUCACUGGGUAAGUGGGAGAUGCUUAAAGCUUGCUCAAGGAGAGAAUUUCUUUUAAUGAAACGGAAUUCUUUCAUUUACUUGUUCAAAUCUGCACUGUUAGUUUUUAAUGCGUUAGUCACAAUGACCGUUUUUCUACAAGUUGGUGCGACGACGGAUUCUCUUCAUGGGAAUUAUCUGAUGGGUUCUCUAUUCACUGCUCUCUUUAGACUUCUUGCCGAUGGGCUUCCAGAACUCACUCUUACUAUCUCCAGACUUGGUGUGUUCUGCAAACAGAAAGAUUUGUACUUCUAUCCUGCUUGGGCAUAUGCGAUUCCUUCAAUUAUCUUAAAGAUACCUCUAUCGGUUCUCGAUUCAUUCAUCUGGACAUUACUGACAUAUUAUGUCAUUGGUUACAGCCCCGAGGUCAAAAGGUUCUUCCUGCAGUUCCUUAUCUUAUCUACAUUCAACCUUUCUUGUGUAUCAAUGUUUCGCGCUAUUGCGGCAAUCUUUCGCACAAUUAUUGCUUCCACAAUCACUGGAGCUAUUUCCAUAUUGGUUCUCUCAUUAUUUGGUGGCUUCGUUAUUCCAAAAUCAUCAAUGCCUGCUUGGCUGGGAUGGGGAUUCUGGCUUUCUCCCUUGUCAUAUGCCGAGAUUGGUCUAACCGCAAAUGAAUUUUUCUCUCCACGAUGGAGCAAGGUAAUCUCUAGCAAGACUACGGCUGGGGAACAAAUGUUAGAUAUUCGUGGGUUGAAUUUCGGUAGGCACUCUUACUGGACAGCUUUUGGUGCUUUAGUCGGCUUUGUCUUGUUUUUCAAUGCCCUCUACGUGUUGGCCCUAACGUAUCAGAAUAAUCCCCAAAGAUCCCGUGCUAUCAUCUCACAUGAAAAGUACUCUCGGCCCAUAGAAGAAGAUUUUAAACCCUGCCCUAAAAUCACUUCUCGAGCUAAAACAGGAAAAAUUAUCUUGCCUUUUAAGCCACUCACUGUCACAUUUCAAAACGUGCAGUAUUAUAUUGAAACUCCUCAGGGAAAGACGCGACAACUUCUCUCUGAUAUAACAGGCGCGUUGAAGCCCGGAGUUCUCACAUCUCUGAUGGGUGUCAGUGGAGCAGGGAAAACGACUCUUCUUGAUGUCCUUUCGGGAAGAAAAACUCGCGGUAUCAUCAAAGGAGAGAUCAAAGUAGGCGGGUAUCCUAAGGUUCAAGAAACAUUUGCACGAGUAUCAGGUUACUGUGAACAGUUUGAUAUUCAUUCUCCUAAUAUAACUGUGGAAGAGUCUUUGAAAUAUUCUGCAUGGCUUCGACUCCCCUAUAACAUAGAUUCAAAGACAAAGAACGAACUCGUCAAAGAAGUCCUCGAGACAGUUGAGCUUGAUGACAUCAAAGAUUCCGUGGUGGGACUUCCGGGAAUAAGUGGUUUAUCUAUAGAACAACGCAAAAGGCUGACUAUAGCCGUGGAGCUUGUUGCUAACCCUUCCAUCAUAUUUAUGGAUGAACCUACCACAGGGCUGGACGCAAGAGCCGCCGCCAUUGUUAUGAGAGCUGUCAAAAAUGUUGCUGAGACUGGGAGAACGGUUGUUUGCACGAUCCACCAGCCGAGCAUAGAUAUCUUUGAGACAUUUGAUGAGCUGAUCCUAAUGAAAAAUGGGGGACAGCUUGUCUACUAUGGUCCUCCUGGACAGAAUUCAAGUAAGGUUAUCGAAUACUUCGAGAGCUUCUCUGGACUUCCCAAGAUCCAAAAGAAUUGUAAUCCAGCCACUUGGAUCUUAGAUAUUACUAGUAAAUCUGCAGAGGAAAAACUUGGAAUAGAUUUUUCACAAUCAUACAAGGAUUCAACUCUGUAUAAGCAGAACAAAAUGGUGGUUGAGCAACUGAGUUCUGCGUCUCUGGGAUCAGAAGCUUUGAGGUUUCCUUCGCAAUUUUCACAAACAGCUUGGGUGCAACUAAAGGCUUGCCUUUGGAAACAACAUUACUCGUAUUGGAGAAACCCUUCACACAAUAUAACUCGCAUAGUCUUCAUAUUGCUCGAUUCUACGUUAUGUGGCCUUCUCUUCUGGCAAAAAGCUGAGGACAUAAAUAAUCAGCAAGAUCUUAUCAGCAUAUUUGGAUCCAUGUACACUCUAGUAGUCUUCCCGGGAAUGAACAACUGUGCGGCAGUGAUAAACUUCAUUGCAGCCGAACGCAAUGUUUUCUACCGUGAAAGGUUUGCACGGAUGUACUCCUCAUGGGCGUAUUCAUUUUCUCAGGUCCUAAUUGAGGUUCCAUACUCACUACUCCAGUCCCUACUAUGUACGAUAAUUGUAUAUCCUACGAUCGGCUACCAUAUGUCCGUUUACAAGAUGUUUUGGAGCUUGUACAGCAUCUUCUGCUCGUUACUCAUCUUCAACUACAGUGGGAUGCUUAUGGUUGCUUUGACGCCAAACAUUCACAUGGCAGUGACUCUACGCUCAUCUUUUUUCUCCAUGUUAAAUCUGUUUGCUGGCUUUGUCAUUCCAAAACAGGUAAGGCUCCCCUUAUCCCCCACGCCGUUUGACAUAUAGCCAAGAUCCAACGUAUGUGUCACUUAGUGCAUGUUAAACCUGUGGUCUUGUAGACUUAUUGCAUCAAUAACCAGUAGGCUUAGAGCUAUGUCAGGUCUAUUUAACUCGAAAUGUUGCUGCGUUGCGUGGAAUAUUAAUUGUAUAUCAUUCAUAUAAAGGCUCCUGAACACAAAAAAUGUAUCGUUUUCCGUAGAAAAUCCCAAAAUGGUGGAUAUGGAUGUACUACCUGAGCCCGACAUCAUGGGUGUUGGAAGGAUUACUGAGUUCGCAAUAUGGAGAUGUCGACAAAGAGAUAUUAGUAUUUGGAGAGAAGAAGAGAGUUUCAGCUUUCUUGGAGGAUUACUUUGGUUACAAACAUGAAUCAUUGGCUGUUGUGGCGUUUGUUCUCAUCGCUUAUCCCAUUAUCGUGGCAACUCUUUUUGCCUUCUUCAUGAGCAAACUCAGUUUCCAAAAGAAAUAGUUGCUUGCUUGUAAUAGUAGUAGUUCACUACACUUACUUCAGUUAGGCUUUUUUCUCUCCCACCAUAUCUUAAGUUAUUAUCAGAAACAUUUUACAAUUCUUAUGGUCACAAAUCUUGGCCGAUUGCAAUGGUCCUGAUAAUCCCAUAGUGACAAUCUUACACCUACACUUCGGUUUAACC